Galendromus occidentalis (western predatory mite) is the source of this 2370-nucleotide messenger RNA. Its product is annotated as kinesin-like protein KIF2A. Gene Ontology annotation, biological process: microtubule depolymerization; microtubule-based movement. Gene Ontology annotation, molecular function: ATP binding; microtubule motor activity; microtubule binding. The transcript is spliced from 4 exons. Gene Ontology annotation, cellular component: microtubule. The record is from RefSeq and is a predicted model, not a curated record. Bases 81 to 2087 code for a protein of 668 amino acids. NCBI's taxonomy places the organism in Eukaryota, Metazoa, Arthropoda, Arachnida, Mesostigmata, Phytoseiidae.
GCAGCGCGACAUUUAAGUGAGCGCCUCAACGGAUCCUUACUUAUCAUUGUUACUAUUCGGAUCCUUUGCUUUGAUAAACCAUGGACUUCAAGCCCGGCAGCGAAAUCCUCAUCAAGAGGUCAAACGGCAUCGUCCACGCUGCCACUAUCAUUGGAAUAAAUGGUGCAUUGGUGCAGGUAGAAUGGAGUGAAAACGGGGAGACCAAAGGGAAAGAGGUGUCCAUCCGGGAAAUGAUGGAAUUGAAUCGACAAAAGGAGAACACUCCGACGACGACCCGACCAGAGAUUCCGCCGCCUGUGGUUAGCGCGCUGAAGAAGCCCGCGCCGGUCGAGCGUCGUUCCCAAAUGCCAGCCGGCCGAAUCCCUCGAGCGACAGCAAUGAUGAGUAACAGUGAUCCACCGAGGGCUCAAGCGCCGACUGGAGGUGCUCACGGAUCGUCCGCGGGGUUCCGCAAACCCACCUCCACCAGGGAAAAACGCGAACCUCUCGGCGUGAGGAGAUCCGAAGUCCCGGCGAUGGCUCGGGAGACAGCUCCUGCGCAACCUGCGAAAAUGGCUCGACCAACGGUCUUCGGAACUCAGAAUCCUCCGCCGAAAAACUCGGCCGACAAGAAUUUCCUACAUAUGAUCGAAGAUUAUCGCAGCCAGAUCAAGAGAGUCCCACCAUCGACAGGACCGCCGACGAAUCAGCGAAUCAUAGUGGCCGUUCGGAAACGACCGAUGAAUCGGAAGGAGCUCAACAAGCAAGACGUCGACAUUAUCACAGUGCCUUCGAGGGACCAUCUGGUUCUCCAUGAACCCAAGUUCAAAGUGGAUUUAACUCCGUACCUCGAAAACUCACCGUUCCGCUUCGACUAUGCAUUCGACGAGCAAGCCGACAACGAACAAGUCUACCGCUACACUGCAAAGCCUCUGGUCAAGUCGAUCUUCGAGGGAGGUAUGGCAACCUGCUUCGCGUACGGUCAGACCGGCUCAGGAAAAACCCACACAAUGGGGGGCUGCUUCGUGAGCGACAACAAGAGUACCCAGCAAGUCGACAAAGGGGUAUAUUAUUUCGCUGCUAAGGAUAUAUUCGCGAUGAACAACUCGGCUCAGUAUGCCGGCGAGCACUUCAUCGUCUGCGCCAGCUUUUUCGAAAUCUACAGCGGGAAAGUUUUCGAUCUAUUGAAUGGGAAAAAACUGCUGCGAAUCAUGGAAGGCAAACAACAAGUGCAGGUGGUCGGUCUCUCAGAGACCAAGGUGCACUCCGUGCAGGACGUCCUCUCGCUGAUUCAGCAGGGUAACUCCUGCCGGACCUCCGGGAGCACUACCGCUAACUCGAACUCCUCUCGGUCGCAUGCAAUCUUCCAGAUCAGUCUCUACCGGCAGGCGGGUCGAGACAUGAGGCUCCACGGCCGCUUCAGUCUCAUCGAUCUGGCUGGAAACGAGAGAGCCUCGGACACGUGGAAGACCAAUGACCACCAGGGAAGAAGAGAAGCUGCCGAUAUCAACAUGAGCCUCCUUGCCCUGAAAGAGUGCAUUCGAGCUCUGGGUCGUAGAAGCAGCCAUUUGCCGUUCAGACAAUCUCGACUCACGCAUAUCCUCAAAGACUCGUUCAUUGGCGAGAAGAGUCGAACUUGCAUGAUUGCCAUGAUCUCGCCGGGCAAAUCGUCUUGCGAAUACACACUCAACACCCUCCGAUACGCCGACCGGGUGAAAGAACUCGUCGCUGGGGAGCGAGCGAUGGCUCCGACCGACGAGGACGACGAUGAGCUUAUGGAGGACGACGGUGUUGGAGCGGAUAACAGCAUGGCCAAUAACGACCUGGAGCGCGCCUGCGCCGCUGUCCAAGAAUCGGAGGAACGAGUUCUCGAGGAACAUCUCGACCUGAUCUCGGACGUUGAAGACUUCCUCAUAGGACUACAGGCAGCGCGACACAUGGCCGACGACCCCAAUUACGAUGCGGUCGAGUAUAUGAAUAAAUUGCAGGAAGCGAUGGCCAAGGUCGGCAUCGUGACGGAAAGGACUCAGAGGCUCCCCGCGGAAAUAGCGGCCCUCCAUGAUGCUCUGGUCGAGGAAGAACGGUGCGCCCGAGAGGCGAACCACUGAUUUGUCGGAAGUGUUCGUUCGUAGCGCGUUUUGGUUAUAGCGUGUUGUGUCAGAAAAUCGCUUUUUUAUCAUUUACCGAAGUUGGAUCGCAGUCGAGACGGAGCUUCGACCUGAUUUUACACCGUGUCUGAGCCAGACAUAAGAGAUAUGAGCACACUCAAUGGUGAACGGGAAGGGGAGGGAAAGGGGACCGUUUGCUUAUCCGGCAGUCGAGUCAACAUACAUAGGUAUCUCGAGCGCCAUGCUCCGGUGGAGUGUGGUGUCCCAGACGCUCACAUCCGUG